GGAAAUAGACACUCUGAAGACAGAGAAACUGAAGCUCCAGAGACACAGAGAAACAGAACAACCACAGACAGAGAAGCAAGAACUCCAGAGUAAGAGACACGGAACCUCUAGAGACAGAAAAAGAGAACCACCAGAGACCGAAAAACAGAACCACCAGAGAUAA
Pelobates cultripes (western spadefoot toad) is the source of this 163-nucleotide messenger RNA. The record is from the annotation of a GenBank genome assembly. NCBI's taxonomy places the organism in Eukaryota, Metazoa, Chordata, Amphibia, Anura, Pelobatidae.